UUUAUUCCUUCUCCUCUAGUUUCCGUAAUCCCGUUCACCUCCCGUCCCGUGCCCUCCUCCCGCUCCCCCUGCGGGCUGCGGCACUACUGGGCGAGCGGCGCCGCCCUUCGCGAGGUCUUCGCCGGGCACUUUGCCGGCGAAGAGCAUCCACAAGGUGUUCAGCCGUGACAUGGCAAGGAAACCUUCAGCUUCUCUCGUGUUCUUUUUCCAUAUAUGAUGUCCUUCCUUCUGAAGGGCGCAAAUAUUAUAAGAUUAUUGAAGUGGCCAUUGAGAAGAGAAUCAGCACUUUCAACACAUCUACUUGCUGAAAUUCCACCUGAAGUAGAGUUAUCGGACUACCGGAGACUGCCAAGCUCUUAUUGUGAGAGCCCAACAGUACUUCUCCAUGGGGAGGACUUAAAGGCUGAGUUGAUUCCUGACUUGGAUAUUUUCUUUGAGAGGCUGUAUGAAUAUUUCUGUGCAAAGGGUUUAAGAUGCAUCAUCACCAAAUGGAUAAUCGAGAUCCUUAAUGUUACAUUUAUGGUAUGCGCGAUUGGUUUUUUCUUCUUGUUUGUUGAUUGGGAUGCCCUUGCCCAUUUGAAAUGUGGAGUGGAAGCACUUGAGAUAGGGGAGAAACCAUGUGUCCUAAUGAAUGUCAUCAAGAAUGACCCAUUAAUUCCGUUCACAUAUGUGAAGAUGAUCACUAUUGGAUCAAUGGUUAUAUUGACAACUUAUGGAAUUAUUAACUUUGUCAAGUUCUUUGUAAAAUUGAGAAGCACACUCAAUGUUCGUGACUUCUACUAUAACAGCCUUAAGGUCACAGAUCUGGAGAUUCAAACUAUAUCUUGGCCCAAAGUAGUUGAGAAGGUUGUCCUCCUCCAGAAGUCACAACAACUUUGCGUUGUUAAGGAUCUUUCAGAGCAUGAUAUCAUCAUGAGAAUAAUGCGCAAAGAGAACUACUUGAUUGGGAUGGUUAAUAAAGGUGUCGUUGCAUUUUCGGUUUCCUGUUGGCUGCCUGGAGUUGGUCCAGCUGUCAGCUCUCAUUUCCAUGGAAGGACAAGCUAUCUGAUGCUUCCAAAGACGCUAGAGUGGACAUUAAAUUGGUGCAUCUUUCAGAGCAUGUUUGAUAGUAAAUUUUGCGUCAGAAAGGACUUCCUAGCAAGCCCAUCUAUUUUAAAAAAGCGACUUGUAAUUAUGGGCAUCGCAAUGCUUUUCCUGUCGCCCUGCCUUGUCAUCUUCCCAUUGGUAUAUAUGUUUCUGAGACAUGCUGAAGAAUUCUACAAUCACCCCAGUACAGCAUCAUCUCGAAGAUGGUCGAAUUUAUCAAGGUGGAUUUUGCGUGAGUACAAUGAGGUUGAGCAUUUCUUCAGACACAGGAUGAACAUUUGCACUCUUCAUUCUUUGAAUUACUUAAAACAGUUUCCGACUCCAUUAAUAUCUAUCAUUGCAAAAUUUGUUUCGUUUGUAUCUGGUGGCUUGGCUGGAAUCCUUCUCAUCCUUGGCUUCCUGGGUGAAUCUAUCCUUGAGGGCCAUGUUUUCGGACGUAAUCUUUUCUGGUAUACUGUUGUUUUUGGAACCAUCGCAACUGUAAGUCGGAGAGUUGUGGCAGAUGAGCUUCAAGUGAUUGACCCAGAAGGAGCUAUGACCCUUGUUGUCCAACAUACACAUUACAUGCCAAAAAGAUGGCGUGGUAAAGAGAGCAGUGAACUUGUGCGGAAAGAAUUUGAAACUCUGUUUCAGUAUACCAUAACAAUGCUUUUGGAAGAGAUGGCCUCGAUUUUCAUCACUCCUUACUUGCUAAUAUUUGUGCUACCAAAGCGCGUCAAUGAUAUUUUGUGCUUCAUUUCGGAAUUUACAGUUUAUGUAGAUGGAGUGGGAGAUGUAUGCAGCUUAAGUUUGUUUGACUUCCAAAGACAUGGAAAUAAAAACUAUGGUUCACCACUUGAUUCAGUAAAAGAUAUGAGGAGCUCCCAAGGGAAAAUGGAGAAGUCAUUAUUAAGUUUCCAAAGUGCAUAUACAUCAUGGCAGCCAAAUCCUUAUGGCAAGCAGUUUUUGUGCAAUCUUCAGAGAUUCAAGGAAAAGCAAAUUCGUAAAUAUACUUUUCAAGCAAUGGAAGAAUCACAACUUGUGUCGAGUAGUAGAGGUCAAAGUUGUAGCAACAUUUUCCAUCGGCUGCUUUCCAGAGAUGUUUUUCCAGGCAAUGGGAUUAUUUAUAAGUUUAGUCCAUUAGGGCUGCUUGACACAGAUCAAAGAGCUUAUCCAUACAUUCUGGACUGGUAUUACAUGUGUCGCUCUGAACACUUAGGCAGAGAUGCGGAAUCAUCUAACCACCCCGAUGAACCAGGGGAGGAUAUAUGGCCACCUCUGAGCAAGCCAUUAACUGAGAUUGAAGAGGAGGAAACCUGGGAUUCUAAUGUAUAUGAAAGAGCUCUAAGCCACUUGGAGGCAUCAACAUCAAGCGCGUUCUUUCAGCGUGCCACCUUCAAGCACCAGGGCAGGGAACAAAAUUCUAGACACUACACUUGGUGGGCCCAGGCCUCUGCACGCCAAACGUAUCCACAAGACAGUUCUGCUGAGCCUCUUCACGACAGCUUUAUUGAGCCUCCAGACUUUGCAAAUCACUACACAUCUGGCCAUGGUUCCAGCCAGCACAGCGAUGGGGCACUGAACAUGGCACAUCCUACUGGUCCAGAAGACAGUUUCCAUGAGCCUCCGAACUUUGGAAAUCAUUAUGGGUCUGGCUAUCAUUCAAGCUAUCACAGCAGCGACGCGUCGGAGGGAACCAAAGAGCUAGAUCAAAGAGAUUACAGAACUAACAGUAGUUGGACAAGCCCCCAGGCCCUGUCCAAGACAAGGUACAUGGAUGAUGACUCCGACCUAGAGCAGGGCCUGACCCAUUUUGUUGAUGUCCCACAGAACGAUGAUGGAAGCAAAAAAGAGGAAGCAUCAGGCCAUGACGUAGCCGGUAUUUGUGGCUCUAUGCCAGUCAGCCUCAAUGUACGGAUUAUACCUCGAGGCAGUGACCCGAUUUAGUUCGAAGAAAAACACGCAAAAAUAAUAUAUGUUAGGGUUGGAUCAGUGAUCUUAAAUUACCUUAGAAACAAAGGAUGUAGUAUAAGUUAGUUUUGUGUGAGCCGGCAAGGCCAACAAAUUCUUUUGUACAGAUGAACUACAUACCUAAUAUAGUCAUGACCGCCCCUUUGGAUGGAGAGGGUAAACAUUCUUUUUGAUAGAAAA
Molecule: messenger RNA, 3216 nt
Organism: Panicum hallii
Lineage: Eukaryota; Viridiplantae; Streptophyta; Magnoliopsida; Poales; Poaceae
Product: autophagy-related protein 9-like
Exons: 10
Coding region: 214-3012 (932 amino acids)
Biological process (GO): protein localization to phagophore assembly site; autophagy of mitochondrion
Cellular component (GO): autophagosome; phagophore assembly site
Source: RefSeq, a predicted model, not a curated record